Centruroides sculpturatus (bark scorpion) is the source of this 636-nucleotide messenger RNA. Its product is annotated as U24-ctenitoxin-Pn1a-like. NCBI's taxonomy places the organism in Eukaryota, Metazoa, Arthropoda, Arachnida, Scorpiones, Buthidae. The record is from RefSeq and is a predicted model, not a curated record. Bases 121 to 543 code for a protein of 140 amino acids. The transcript is spliced from 4 exons.
AUAAAUUUUUCCUAUAAAACCGCGUAGGAACGUACGUCGUUCUUCUCGCAUCGAUAAUCCAGUAGAAGUAAAGACGAUUCUAUCUUUCAUUUUUUAUACAUACGUAAAUAUAAUUUUAGGAUGAAGACCUCGGUGGCUUUCCUGUGUUUGGCAGCUGUUUUAGGCAGCGUUUUAUCCGACAAAACGGCCUGUCAGAUUUCCAGAGAGAAGGCUUUAGAAGAGAACAGCCUGGUCAAAAUCGUGCCGGAAUGCGACGAAAACGGCCAAUACGCGCCCAAACAAUGCUUUCCCGGCAAUAAAUUUUGCCAGUGCGUCAGAAAAGACGGCAGCGCCAUCGUCGAGAUGUCCGCCGUCAUCAAACAUUGCGAAUGCUUGAGAGCUCGCGAUCUGGCCGUCAGUCGUCAUCUGAUAGGAAAUUACAAACCUCGCUGCGAGGAAGACGGAACGUACAGCCGUACUCAGUGCUGGGGAUCCGUCGGUAGUUGCUGGUGCGUCGACGAACGCGGAAACAAAUUGUUAGAUAAAAACGUUAUGGAUUGCUAAUUUUCAUUUAUAUAAAUGGUUAUUUAAAUGUAAAUAGAGUCGUAAAUCCUUAAAUUAUACGACGUAUAUUAAAAGGAUUUUUAAAGACUUUAA